AUGUAUGUAUUGAAGAGUGUUAUCUUCCUUGGACUCUGGCAGCUUAGUAGCGGACAGCAAGGCCUCUCGGUCUGUUAUUUUCUUGAUAAUAAGGGAAGCAAAUACGAGUACUAUGAUUAUCAAGCCCACGCAGCACUCAACUACUAUGGGAAAACGCUUCAAGAUACAAACAAGUGGGUCGUGGGUAGCACUACAUACAAUGUGAUCCUUCGUCAUAUUCAAUCGGGAUUCAUGAAGGGUGGAAAUGGUGCAGCGACGCCACUGGUAAUUGGUGACGAAGAAAAAAAGUUAGCAUACAAUGAGAGACUUCAAGAGGAAUGGCUAUUACGUGCAUUGGAGGAACACGAAGCCGUAGAAGACUGUGACUUCUGGAUCACCCCUAGUACUACAUACAGAGGGGAGAGAAUGCGAAAUAUGAUGUUCAACGAGACCUUGAGAAGUUUAACGGCCGACCGACUUGGGAUUGCUCCGUUGCGUAAACCAGUGAUCACAUCACCGGUUAUGGCCCCCACGAGCCCUGACUUUUCGCUCUACGAUCCUGCAAAAUUCCCUAAUUUCUAUGGCAGCUACCCAGCGACCACCAAUGCUAUCUCGGGCGUACUAGACAGAUUAUAUGAUCUCUACAAUUUCCGAACUAUUGCAUACAUAUACGAUUACAUCGGAAAGAAGGAGCGUAGCUGGAAUGUCUUGUCCAGAAUGUACACACCGGAUGGCCUGCUGUUCAACCAGGCGACGGCGAAAUCUCGGUACUCUGCUUUUGUAGAUGAUGUAUACCGAAAUGCACAAAUAGCAGAGCCCGAUGAUCCGUCACCAGGUGAUGCCAGUGAAGGCAGGCCAAACGAGACGCUACAGUACUUAUGGGAUUUGAGCUUCGGUCCGAAGGUUAUUAUAUUUGUCCAUCCAAUCACAGUCGCACAGCAGAAGGCGCUUGAAGAGCAAAAUAUUUACCACGGAAUGAUAAUCAAUGAUAUUUAUGUCGCUGGAGAGGAUAUUUCUUCUGCUAACCCAAUUAAGGGUUAUCUUGGGGAGAGGGAAGCUCUUACCUCUCAUUAUAACGAAGUGCAACUCUUAAAGGGAAUUCGGGACCUCAACUACUUAUCAGCAAGUGCCCUGUUCGCAUUGCAAAACAUUCAGAUGAUUACUGUGAGAGGCAAUUGCGAAACGACCAAGAAUAUGGCUGAAUGCUUUAGACAAGGUGUAUAUGAUCCUUGCUCGGACAUCGCUCCAGCCAAUAUGUCACAGUGCACAAGUCUCGGCCCAGAAAAGCUGGACGUAGAAACUUGGUUCGGACGUGCCACAUUCGGGAAUAACCAGGCGAAUCGAGGGUAUGUGUAUAGCAAGCUAGGCAGCGACGGUCAUUUUCACGUGAUCAAGACUACAGAAAUAAUUGGAGAACGACCGACAACCUUUCCAGAUCGACGCAAUGAAGAGCAGAAUGGGGUACUCCGCAUAGUUAUCGGAGUACUCGUCAUACUUGCAAUAAUGGGUUGUCUGGUAGGCAUCGUCGGAGUCCGGAGGACAAACAAAUAUCUCGUGAUUCGUUCCAGUGCAACUCUGUUCUUACAGAUCAUUCUGUUUGGCGCCAUUAUACUCUAUGCCUCUCUACUGUGGCUCAUUGUCCAGAUCAACGAUUUAACAUGCGUUGGAUUUGCCUGGUUUAUGUACCUGGGUUGGGCUAUCUGCUUCACUGCGCUGCUCGUCAAGACAUACCGUGUAGACCAGGUCUUCAAGGUGGCUCGGAAAGCUCAUCUUCAUGAUAUUUCCUUACUGAGGGUGAUGUACACACCCAUUGUUGCAUCCUUUCUUCUGUACCUAAUUCUCUGGACAACCUUCGAUGCACCUAUAGCGCUUCAAGAGAGGUCAGGGUCGGUGACGUAUCUUACCUGUGACAUUCAGUCUAUUGGGAUGUAUUUCGGGCAGACAAUGCAGGGUGCUAUGAUGGUAUGGGCAGCCGUACUCGCAUUCAGGGUGAGAAAUGUGCCCUCCUCAUUCAAUGAGGCGGCGCUUAUAUCAGCCAGUGUUUACAACUGGACAGUCAUCCAGGCAGUGGUCUUGGUUCUCAUGUUUAUCAUGGAGCAUGAUCGGGAUGUACAGCUCAUCUUGAUGUUCCUCUAUGUAUACGUUCCAGUAACUACAAUGCUCAUUAUGAUGUUGUUGCCCAAGGCCUGGGCAAUUUAUCGAGGUAAGGGAAAUGACAUCAACUCGCGCACAGUGAACAGUAGCAUUAUCAGUGGCAUAAGCAAUUCGCCAUCAGCUGGCCAAAAAUCAGUUCGGCAAACUGAGGGUUCUACGGAUGAGACACCCGAAGAUCACAUGGCUGAUGUGAGGAAAUUGCGAGCAGAAGUUGGCCGUCUCGUGCACGAUAAUACGAAGCUUUCGCAUGCGUUACAGCAGGUUCUACACCCGAGCAUGGAUGAAAUAGAGCCGUCGAACGGACAGCAAUCCACAGAAACUCUUAAAAGGGGAACGGCAUCGGAAGAAGUGAACAGCAUAUCCUCCACUUAUGAAAAAGCCGGGCAAUAGCG
Messenger RNA from Sphaeroforma arctica JP610, 2525 nucleotides. RefSeq lists its product as hypothetical. Gene Ontology annotation, cellular component: membrane. Gene Ontology annotation, molecular function: G protein-coupled receptor activity. Gene Ontology annotation, biological process: G protein-coupled receptor signaling pathway. Bases 1 to 2523 code for a protein of 840 amino acids. The record is from RefSeq and is a predicted model, not a curated record. The transcript has 5 exons. Lineage: Eukaryota; Ichthyosporea; Ichthyophonida.